Molecule: messenger RNA, 3095 nt
Organism: Aricia agestis (brown argus)
Lineage: Eukaryota; Metazoa; Arthropoda; Insecta; Lepidoptera; Lycaenidae
Product: armadillo repeat-containing protein 2
Exons: 20
Coding region: 3-2780 (925 amino acids)
Biological process (GO): cilium organization
Source: RefSeq, a predicted model, not a curated record
AGAUGGAUGAGAGAAACGUGAAGAGAGGUGCCGCGGUACCGUUCUACGCGCCGUCCAAACGGAAGACUUCCGCGGAAAUUAUAAGUGAAGCUCGCGCCGCUAUUGGAGGUGAAAUGAGUCCUGCUAGUUCUGGUCUUGGGGCGUUGCGGCCCGCAGCACUUCGCACAAGAAGACCGUACACGCCGCGGGACCCACAGCGAGUGUUGUUCGCUGAUCGCUCCAGAAAACGAGAUGGACGACCACCGAGCUCCUUCGAUUUGAAAUACCUAAGCCUCUCUGAAGACAGCGAAGAUGCGCAGUAUGGGAGAAGUAAAACAUUCGACGCGGCGGCGACUGAUCUUGAUGACAUCUUUGGAGACAGUAAUAGGACCCGGCCUAAACAAAAGAGCCUGUGCCGUGCCGUAUCGGAACAAGUGAGCGAGUGGGGCGGUGCGAUGAAGCUGCCGCAUUUGAGCGGCCGCAGCAAGCCGCUACACCGCCGCGGUGCCAGCGGCAGCGGGGAUGGAGUAGGCACUGAUCUGAGUGAUGCUAUACUUGUGACGCGACCUCUGGACAGCUCUAUCACAACGACCAACACGAAUUAUGACAAAUACACUAAAUCUCUGAGUCCUAAUGAAGGCAGUAAAAGAAACCCUUUCACAAACAGUAAGUCGGUGUCCAACGAAGGCGGCAUUUCCUUCGGACAUGUUGCAGUCAAGUGCCUGGAUAUACAACUUCCCAGUGCGAAGAUUGAAAACUACGAAAACAUGAACAUCCUCGAAAUAACCGAAGAGUUGAGUAGGAAAAGUCGUGACGUGGACCACAUACUGCACAUCAUGGAGAUACUACAGAAGCUACUGGAUAAAACUCCACCAGCGAGCAGUCUACGCGACUUGGUGUUGAGGGCGCUGUACACGCACAUCGACUGUGAUGAUGAACGUGUGCUGGUGGCAAUAGCUCGCUCGAUGCUGACGAUGCGUGUGACAGGGCCACAUCUGGCUGCCGCAUGUAAGCUGGUGUUCAAGAUAGCUAGAAACGAUAAAAACGAUCACUUCUUCCUCGACGGUAAUCUACUAGAGCUGCUGGUGGAGGGCUGCGGGCGGCUGGAGCCGGUGUCAGAGAGCGAGUGCUGCGUGUACGCGGCGGGCGCGCUGCGGUUCCUCGCGCUCGAGCCGCGCCUAUGUCAGCUGGCGCACCGCGUCGGCGCGUUGCACAUCGCCGUGUUGCACCUCAAGAUACUGAAUGACGCGAUGUCACAAGGACAAUGCGGUGACGGCCAGGCGCAGGCCCUGUACCAAGUAGCGGGCGCUCUGCGCGGGCUCGCGAGCGUCACGCCGCACGUGUUCGCGAACAGCGGCGCGCUGCCUGAGCUGCUCGUCGCGCUAGAGGCGCACACGCAUAGAGACGUCAUUACUAAUGUUGCUAGAUGUCUUAGCGUGCUAUCUGCGGACGAGUCGUGUUGCCUGGAGCUGUGCGGUCGUGCGGGUGCGGCGCGGGCGUUACUCGGCGCGCUGUCAGCGUGCGCGGCCCGCGCGCCGCUCGCCGUGCGCCUGGCGUACACGCUCGGCAACAUGGCCGCCGCUGAUUGCCGCGCUGCCUUACAUAUCUACAAGGAGGAGGGCGCUGUGGACGUGCUGCUGACCAUCCUGGAGUCGUACACGCAGCGCGUCGCGCACAACGUCGACGAUGCAGAGGCUGAUCCGGAUCUGCAUCUAGUUGAUUCUGAUCUGGGUGGGUCAGAUGGAUCAAACGAAGACGUCCUUAUAAAGACAAUUCGAGUGCUAGCGAACCUGUGUCUGGCGGAGCAGGCGGGGGAGGGCCUGGCUACUGUAUACGCUCUACGACUUGUUACUGCCAUGAUUGCCUGUUUACAUCUCGUUGAAAACUCUACAAAAAUUAAGGACUCGUCAGAGGAAAGCAAGCGUGUCCGAGAAGAAAGAAACAACGAACUGGCUCUAGCGUCGUUGGCGGCGCUCAACAACGUGUCGUUUUAUCUCCAGGCCGUACCAACACUAUCAAUAGAAAAUAUUCUGGAUGAGCUUUGUAUUGUGUCGUGCAGAUGGCUGUGUAGCGGCGUUGCGGGCGCGGCGGGCGAGGCGGCGCGUGUGCUCGGCAACCUGUCGCGCUCGUCGCGUGCCGCGCAGCUGCUCGUAUUGCACGACGCGCUCGAUACUAUCGCUACGUUGCAGCAACACGACGACGCAAGCGUGCGUUGCGCCGCUGCUGGUGUACUGGUGAACGUAUGCGGGUGCGGCGGACGAGACGCGUGCGCGGCGGCAGCGGCGGUGGCAGCGCGCGCUUUGCACGCUGCUGCGCGCGUGCACGAUACAGCAACCGCGGCGCUGCUCGCACGCGCACUGUGGAACGCGCACGCGCAUGCCCCGCUCGAAUAUGAUGACGCGAAACGAGCGGCGACGGCGCUGUCUGCUUUUCUUGAGGACGAGUCGAUAUUUACGGCGUGCGAGCUGUCGGCACAGGAGGGGCGCCGAAGCCCGCAACUGAUAAAGAGUGACGCCCAGUUCAUAGUGAGCGACGAUAGAGAAGCCAUCAAGAAUGACAAGUCCAAGGAACUAUACAAACAUCUCGACAACGACGUAAUCGAAGAAGACGGUUCUGACGAAGACGGAGAGAGGACAGGGUGCUCCGGCGAGGACCUUGGCUUCGAGGAGGGGGAUUUAGAGGAGUGCGACUGCGAGCCCUGUCAGCGGCUGGCGGCGUGGGACGAGCUGAUGGGAGUGGCGAUACCGCUGCUCGAGAAGCUCAAACCCACCAGGACUGAUGUGGCUGUGGGGACUGAUUAGCAACGGGUUAAUAGCAACAAUAUUUGGCUAGGGAUUCAUCCAUAAAGUAUGUCACGUCUAAAGGGGGAAGGGGGUCAACGAAGUAUGGUGUGACAAUAGAGGGUCCUAAGUUUUGUGACAUCACAUUUUAAAUUAAAAAAAAAUAGUAGCGAAAUUUUAAAUAUUGAGGUGGUUCUCAAUUGCGUGACGUCACACUACUCCCUAGAGGUCUGUCAUGAGUCAUGACCACCUGUGACUAGGAACGACACACGAUUCUCAUAAUCUAAAAAUUAUGAAAAUCGUGUGUCGUACUUUAUGGGUGGUCCCCAGCUGCUC